GCAGCCGCCAAAAUGAAGUUCAAUCCCUUUGUGACUUCUGACCGGAGCAAGAACCGCAAACGGCAUUUCAAUGCACCUUCUCACAUUCGGAGGAAGAUCAUGUCUUCCCCCCUUUCCAAAGAGCUGAGACAGAAGUACAAUGUUCGCUCGAUGCCCAUUCGAAAGGAUGACGAGGUUCAGGUUGUCCGGGGACACUACAAAGGCCAGCAGAUUGGCAAAGUGGUCCAAGUGUACAGGAAGAAAUACGUCAUCUACAUUGAACGGGUGCAGCGAGAAAAGGCUAAUGGAACUGAAUUCUGCACAAGAGUUAGUCAUUAA
Messenger RNA from Chionomys nivalis (European snow vole), 318 nucleotides. RefSeq names its product 60S ribosomal protein L26-like. The coding region runs from base 13 to 318 and encodes 101 amino acids. Gene Ontology annotation, molecular function: structural constituent of ribosome; RNA binding. NCBI's taxonomy places the organism in Eukaryota, Metazoa, Chordata, Mammalia, Rodentia, Cricetidae. Gene Ontology annotation, cellular component: cytosolic large ribosomal subunit; ribosome. The record is from RefSeq and is a predicted model, not a curated record. Gene Ontology annotation, biological process: ribosomal large subunit biogenesis; cytoplasmic translation. The transcript has a single exon.